ACGCAUGCGCAGUGGGGGCGGGCCGGGAGGUGGGACUGCUGGAGUCUUCCGUGUGCGGUUGCCGCCGCCGCCUCAGCUUUGCUACUCCUGCCACUCCGGGCUGCGUUGCCGGCGUUAGCCGCGUGAGGGUAAGGGAGGGGACCGACGGAGCGUGUGUGCGCGGGGCUUCCUGCAGUCCCAGCAGUUCCUCUCGCGGGUGGACAGCGGGGUCAGCAGCAGUCGCGGGAGGCCCUAGACGGCGCCAUGUCGGCUGGCGGCCCAUGCCCGGCAGGAGCCGGUGGGGGCCCAGGGGGUGCCUCUUGUGCUGUGGGGGUCCCCCCUGGCGGGGUAUCCAUGUUCCGGUGGCUGGAGGUGCUGGAGAAGGAGUUCGACAAAGCCUUCGUGGAUGUGGAUCUGCUUCUGGGCGAGAUUGACCCGGAUCAGGCGGACAUCACUUAUGAGGGGAGGCAGAAAAUGACCAGCCUGAGCUCCUGCUUCGCGCAGCUUUGCCACAAAGCCCAGACUGUGUCCCAAAUCAACCACAAGCUAGAGGCACAGUUGGUGGAUCUGAAAUCUGAACUGACAGAGACCCAAGCAGAGAAAGUUGUAUUGGAGAAAGAAGUACAUGAUCAGCUUUUACAGUUGCACUCCAUUCAGCUUCAGCUUCAUGCUAAAACUGGUCAAAGUGUUGACUCUGGUACCAUAAAGGCAAAAUUGUCUGUCCCCUCUGUGGAGGAGCUGGAGAGAGAGCUUGAAGCAAACAAAAAAGAGAAAAUGAAAGAAGCUCAACUUGAAGCUGAAGUGAAGUUGUUGAGAAAAGAGAAUGAAGCCCUCCGUAGACAUAUAGCUGUCCUCCAGGCUGAAGUUUAUGGGGCAAGACUGGCUGCCAAGUACUUGGAUAAGGAACUGGCAGGAAGGGUCCAGCAAAUUCAGUUACUAGGACGAGAUAUGAAGGGACCUGCUCAUGAUAAGCUUUGGAACCAGUUGGAAGCAGAAAUACAUUUGCAUCGUCACAAAACUGUAAUCAGAGCCUGUAGAGGACGUAAUGACCUGAAGCGACCGAUGCAUGCACCACCAGGCCACGAUCAAGACUCUUUAAAGAAAAGCCAAGGAGUUGGACCAAUUAGAAAAGUUCUUCUUCUUAAGGAAGAUCAUGAAGGCCUUGGCAUUUCAAUUACAGGCGGAAAGGAACAUGGCGUUCCAAUCCUCAUUUCUGAGAUCCACCCAGGGCAACCUGCUGACAGAUGUGGAGGGCUGCAUGUUGGAGAUGCAAUUCUGGCUGUUAAUGGAGUUAAUCUAAGGGACACAAAGCAUAAAGAAGCUGUAACCAUUCUUUCCCAGCAACGAGGAGAAAUUGAAUUUGAGGUAGUUUAUGUGGCCCCUGAAGUAGAUUCUGAUGAUGAAAAUGUAGAGUAUGAAGAUGAGAGUGGACAUCGUUACCGUUUGUACCUUGAUGAGUUAGAGGGAAGUACUAAUCCUGGUGCUAGUUGCAAAGACGCAAGUGGGGAAAUCAAAGUGUUACAAGGAUUUAAUAAGAAGGCAGUAACUGAUGGACACGAAAAUGGAGACCUAGGAACUUCAAGUGAAACUCCACUAGAAGACAGUGCUUCUAAAUUAGAUGAUCUGCACAGUCUGUAUCAUAAAAAAUCUUAUUAAAUUGACUGUAUCUCCAGACAAGAUUAUUCAAGACUAUUCUGAAUUUGGGGCACUAGGGAAGAUGGUGACAAAGACUGUGCAAGAUCAAGGGAGGCUAUUUGUUGCCUAAAUGAAAGGCGGGUACCUCAGGGCUUCAUGUGAACAAUUCUCAAUGCAUAAAAGUCCUUGUUUUCUGUGGUAUACCAUGAUUAGCUAUUGCAUGUAAAGCAAUUUUGAUUUUCUUAAAAUUGUAAAGCACCAAAGCAUGUGUUUCCCAAAAGGAUAUUACUAGGCUUUUAAGUACCAAAUGAAGCACUACUGUUUUAUUUGAUUCCCUUUUCUUUUAGUAGAAGGACAAUGCUAACUGGAAUUUUUGAAGAAAUAGCCUUUAAAUAUAAGAGAAUAAAUGAAUUUGUAUUGCAUAUUCCAGAAUGUUAAGUGUGGUGUUUCAGAGAACAAAAUGUACUCAAUGAAUUGCAGAAAUGUAGGCUUGACUUAAUUUUUUUUAAAACUGAAAAAAUGGUUGUAGUGUUUUAAAAAAAUUUAAUGUGCUUCCUGAUAUCUAGAUCAGUUCUUAAUGAUCAUUUAUUAUAAUGAGUUUGCUUUUCAUUGUUAUUCAUGCAGUGUAAAAUAGUUUUCUUUAAGCAAUCCUUUAUCAAUCAAUGCUGCACUAGAAAUAGUUUCAGAAAAGUUAUUUUGUACAUUGUACUUUUCUGGUUUUUAAAAGAAAUGCAGAUGUGUGUAAAAUAUCUGUUUUCAAUUAUGUUAAUCUGUGUGCAUGGUAUUGGAGCAUUACAUUAUUAAUGUUUAGUCACAAAUGCUUUUUUUUCUGGGAUCCACAAAAGACAGUCUUAAACAUUUUGAGUUGUUCAUAAUGUUUGUCUUGUGAUAGUCCUGGCACUUAACAAUUCGUUUUUCUGUCAGUAAAAGCAAGCUCAAAUUUAUUAUUGUGUCAAUGAAAUACAUUUAGUUCAAACAGCACUUUUCUUUCAAAGUAACUGAUUUGCCAGUCAUUUAAAAAGCUGAGGCACUGGUGGUUAAGAUAAGGUGAGCACAUUUUGAUAUGGUAAUUGUUUUGGUUGGCUUGUCUUGUCAGUGUUAUGUUUGACUAAAGUGCUUUUCAUAUGCAAACUAGAUCUGCUACUUCUUUCAUCCCAGGAACGAGCAUGGAGUGCCUCCUGUCUUAUUUACUGCUCGCAGGCCACUAUACCCUACAGGGGAAAAAGAAAAUAUUGCAUUUAAAAAGGUGAUAGUUUUGUCAGUAUCACUGUUUUUAAAAGAUAUACAUUUAAGGGAAUAUUAAUUGGGAGAAAGCCUGUAAGGCUUUUAGAAUAUUAUCAGUAUAUCAUUUCUAAUAUUCAAAUGUUAUGUGAUAUAAACACCUUCUCUUGUCUUUUCUGAAUGCACUAUAUAUUUGUUCAUGGGUAAAUCUAUAAAAUGUAUAUAUUGUAUUUGGUGGUUUUGCUAUUUAUAAAUUUUAUGUUUUAACUAUAGGUCAUUUAUGAUUUGUUUGGGGUGGUUUUGUUCAUCUGUGUAUCACCAUGUUAAUUUGUAAUGGAAAUGUACUUCAGAAUAUAUAUGGUUACUUAUAUUAAAAUACCUUAUAGCAGAACAUUGCCUCUAAGCAAAAGCUAGUAUUUUAAUUGUACCACUGAAUAAGCAAGCUUUGUGUUGUUGUUUGCUCUUGACAGGCUAGGUCUCUUGAAAAAGUUUUCUCCUUAUACGUCCCCCCUACUCUAAACACAUACCCCCCAUUCAUGACGAUAUCUGCAAACUGGAUUUUAGCCAGUGUAUUUAUUUAGUCAAAAAAAAACCCCAUUGUUGCAUAUCUGAAAACUUUUUUGUUUUGACUUAAAACCAUGUUAUUCCUGUCUUUUUAAAAUUAUUAUUAUUUUUUGGCUGUCCCAAGGCGUAUGGAGUUCCCAGGCCAGAGAGUAGAUAAGUAUUCUUAUCUUUUUAAAACACAGCCUGGAAUGGGACGGCCAUGGCAGGUUUUCAGAGAAUAUCCUUUAUCUACUAAAAUUGAAUCCUUAGGAAAUAUUAGCUAAAACGUUUUGAUUUUUAAGAAGUAAUAUAUCUAUAAAGAGUUUUUUUAGAGAGCCUGGAAUUGGCAUUUCUAUGAGGUGCUAUGUAAUAUGAAGGAUUGUAUGAGAUGGUUAUGAUAUAAACUCCUUGCUUGGGCUGAUAAGCAGAAUGAAAAAUUUUCCAGGUAUUUUAAAAUUGAAAAGGUCAGUUCUCAUUUCAUUCCUGCUUCACCUUGGAUUGCAAGCCUCUGUGAGAGCACUGUUACUUAGAUGCUCCUAUGAGAUUUCCAUCAGGUGCUUAAAAAGUGUUCAGUUAAAAGUUCAUUUUAGAAUAUAUAAUCUUUGGGUGAUGAACUAAUAAUUAAACACUUUUUCCAAAGGACUAAUUGAGAAGCAGUUUUUGUGUUUUCACCUUUAUAGGAAAGAAACUCAUCAUAUGUUUCUAUACGAAACCCAACAGAUAAGGAGAGAACUAUUGCAAAGCCAUUACUAUUAAAAAGGAAAAAAAAAUUUACAAAUGUACACACAAACAGAAUAGCUGAGAAAAAGUUUUAAGAGUGUGAGGGUUGUACGAAUGUGUAUGUAUAUUUACAUUUAACCUCUAAAGUUCUAAGUUUCUGUUGUGAAUAUGAUGACAAACAACAUUUGGGUUAUGAAACUUGUUAAAAAUAGAUGUAAAAGACAUGAAAAUGUUGUGAGCCUUGGUGAUGUAACCGAGUGGUUCUAACGAUACCCACAUCAUGUGGAAAUUCUCAGGCAGGGACUGAACCUGUGCCACAGCAGCAACCUGGGCUGCUGCAAUGACAAUGUUGGAUCCUUACCCACUGCACCACAAGAUAACUCCUCUCCCAGCUUGUCCUUGGUGCUGGUUCCAUCCCUCCAACAAUGGACUUAUCUUCUUCUCAUGUUUAGAAACAAAAUACAGUGAUUCAUGUGUAAGUUGACACUUCAUACAUCCUUAUUAUGUAAUCCACCAUCCACCUGUCCAUUCUUCCACGUAGGGUUGGCCUCGGAUCUAUAGGAUUUAUGACAAAUGUAUUAUAUCUAAUUGCAUUGAGUUAUUUUUUAUGGGUUUGUGAAUAGAGAUGGCAUCUCCUACAUUAAAAUGGUAUUAAUCUCAUUUAAAAAUAAACAUUUUACUAUUCUUUCAUGUUAAA
Messenger RNA from Sus scrofa (pig), 4795 nucleotides. It is a transcript of the gene GOPC, whose product is annotated as golgi associated PDZ and coiled-coil motif containing. Gene Ontology annotation, cellular component: Golgi apparatus; trans-Golgi network transport vesicle; membrane. The record is from RefSeq and is a predicted model, not a curated record. Gene Ontology annotation, biological process: negative regulation of protein localization to cell surface. Gene Ontology annotation, molecular function: transmembrane transporter binding. Lineage: Eukaryota; Metazoa; Chordata; Mammalia; Artiodactyla; Suidae.